CCUGGUCACAUGAUGGACACCACCAGCUGUCAGCUGCAUAUGAUCACACUCAGGCUGAGAAGAGUGUGUGUGUGUGUCUCUCUCUCUCAACUCCAACUAAACCAGACGGAGGUCUGUGAAAGUUGGGGGAAGCAGGAGUUAAAAGUCCUUUUACCUGUAGGCCUCUUUUUAACAGUUAAUAUCGGGCCAAAGACAGUGAGGUGGUGAUGGAGAAGCACUCACCUGAGGACCAGCUUCUUUUCUACGCCAAACGAGGCAGUUUUUCUCAUAUUCAGAGCCUCCUUCAGUCGAGGGUCGACCAGAGCAGCUCUCUGAAUGUCAACUGUAGAUCCAGGACUAAAGCCAGCUCAGGAUGGACACCUCUGCACCUGGCCUGUUACUUUGGACACAGGGAUGUUGUGGAGGAAUUGCUCAAGGCAGGUGCUGAUCCAAAUCUACAGAACAGCAUGGGUGACACACCUCUACACAAAGCGGCCUACACUGGGCGAAAGGAAAUUGUUCUGUUGCUGCUGCGGUAUGAUGCCUGUUCCAGCAUAAUCAAUGGAACAGCUCAAAUCCCCAAAGAUGUCACAGAAGAUGAUGAAAUCAUUACGAUGCUGGAGGCUGCAGAGAGAAGAGCGAUACGGCGGCGGGAGGAGAAGCUUCUGGAAGCAGCCAGAGAGGGGGACAUCUCCACUCUGUCAAAGAUGGUCAGCGUCCAGGCUUUCAAGGAACUUCUGCAGAAUCUCAGUGAAAAAGAGGCUCCAGAUAUUCACUGCAGGGACUCGAUGGGAAAUACGCCAUUGCACUGUGCAGCCUACAGAGGGCAGAGGCAGUGCAUAAUAAAGCUGCUCAAGUGUGGAGCCAGCCCCAGUGUUAAAAACUGCAAUGACCAGACUGCAUUAGACUUGGCCCGCAAUGAAGAACUGAGACUGAUUCUAGCAGCCUAUCAAGUCAAGGAUGCGAGCAGUGGGGUGCAGAAGAUUGAAGGCCCUCUUUUGAAGAGUUCACGCUUUCUCGGAUGGAGAUCCCACUGGGUGGUAAUUGAGGAUGGAACUCUCUCCUGGUACCACAGACAGGCUGACGCACUGACUGGUGUCAGAAAACAGGGCUCCAAGUCUCUUACACAAGCCUACUGCAUGGUCAAACCGUGGGAUCACUGCUUCUUCAUGCUCAGGUGCUUUGAUGACACUGUUCAUUAUUUUAAGGUGCCCUCAAAGACAGAUUCAGUGGCAACAAGAAAAAGAUGGUUGGAUGCUUUUGAGACACAUUCAUCCUAUAGCACUCGCCACUGCACCCAAGAAAAGAUAAUUGACGAUGCAGAUGGGGACGCCGCAGUGACGAAUCUGUCACACGCCCUUCAGGCAGCCAACACUCUCCAGCAGAGAUUGGAGAGUGAAGUGUCAAUAUUUCUGUCGAUGGUGAAGAAUGAGGAGAAUUCUGGUAGGAGUCCUGGAAUUGGUCACAUAUCUACAUUGGCUGGCCCUCUGUUACUGAAAGCCAAAGAGACCAGUGAGCUCUCCAGUGAAACCUGUGCUUCUCUCCAUCUGUGCCUUGAACUGCUGUCAAAACAGGAGGAGCAGGGUUGGAGUCUGAAGUUGGAGCAGGAGGAGGAGAAGAACAAAGCUCUGACAGAGGCUCUGCAGACAUUGGCGACUGAGCACCACGAACUCCAGAAGUCCCUGUGUAAGAGAAGGAGGUCUAGUCUCAGUACCCUCACUGGAGAUGACUUCUAUGACGCUGUGUCAGAGUCGGAGUCUGAACUGUCUGUGAGCGGCUUCCUGUCUGUGGCCAGCUACUCCUGUGAAGAGGACGAGGGGAGAGACACCCCCCUUCUCAGCAGCCUCUGCCAUCCCAGCGCACUCAGGGGGCCUACCGGAAUGUCAGGGGAGGGUGACCAUGGCAACCAACCAGCCCAGUACAAUGGAGUCAAGAAGCACAGAUCAUGUUUACCGGCUCCCAUGUUCUCCAGGAAUGAUGUCAGCAUCUGGAGUAUCCUGAAAAAAUGCAUCGGCAUGGAGUUGUCAAAGAUUGCCAUGCCUGUGAUAUUUAAUGAGCCUCUGAGUUUCCUGCAGCGGUUGACAGAGUACAUGGAGCACACCCACCUCAUCCACCAGGCCAAUGCCACCACAGACUCUGUCGAGAGGAUGAAGUGUGUUGCAGCAUUUGCUGUGUCGGCUGUAGCAUCGCAGUGGGAGAGGACUGGGAAACCCUUCAACCCACUACUCGGGGAAACCUAUGAGCUCAUCAGAGAAGAUUUGGGCUUCAGGUGGAUAUCAGAGCAAGUAAGCCAUCACCCUCCAGUCAGUGCCUUUCAAGCUGAAGGCCUCAAGGAUGAUUUUGUCUUCCAUGGCUCCAUCUACCCCAAACUCAAGUUUUGGGGAAAGAGCAUAGAAGCUGAGCCCAAGGGACUCAUCACACUGGAGCUGCCCAAAUAUAACGAAGCCUACACCUGGACAAAUCCCACCUGCUGUGUCCACAAUAUAAUUGUUGGCCAGCUUUGGAUUGAGCAGUACGGCAACGUGGAAGUGAUCAAUCACAAGACUGGAGAGAGAUGCAGCAUGACGUUCAAGCCCUGUGGCCUCUUUGGAAAAGAGCUCCAUAAAGUGGAGGGAUAUAUUCUAGAUAAAAGCAAAAAGAAGCUUUGUGCAAUAUACGGCAAAUGGACUGAAUGCUUAUACACAGUAGACUGUGCUUCCUUUGAUGCCCACAAAAAGACUGACAGGAAGAAUUCAGAUGAUAAAAAGGGAAAUAAACAGAGCAGUGUGGAUGAGGAGCCAGAAGAGAUGCCUCUGCCUGAUGCUGAGACAGUGCAGGUCAUCCCAGGCAGCGAGCUCAUUUGGAGGAUAACUCCUCGACCAGACAACUCAGCCAAGUUCUAUGCAUUCUCAACAUUCGCAAUGCACCUCAAUGAGCUGGAGAAGAGCAUGGAGGGAGUUAUUCCUCUAACAGAUAGUCGCCUCAGACCUGACAUUCGCGCCAUGGAGAAUGGAGAUAUAGAUUUGGCAAGUGCAGAGAAGAAGAGACUUGAGGAAAAACAGAGAAUGGCCCGGAAAAACCGCACCAAAUCAUCAGAUGACUGGAAAACAAGGUGGUUCCAGCAAGGACCCAACCCUCACAACAAAGCUCAGGACUGGCUCUACUUGAAAGGCUACUGGGACAGGAACUACACUCACCUGCCUGACAUCUACUAAUAAGUAGAAAUGCACUCAGAUCCAUGAAUCCAUCCAGUUGGAUACCUACUUUUACCACCUUUUGGACUUUAUCUGCUGUUCUGAGGUUUGUCCUACAACCAGUGUCCUUAAAACACUGAACGGAGCCAGAGGUAUAUAUUCUUAAAUAGAUGUGUAUGAACGGAAAGCACAAAAACUCUCUUUUUGCUUAUUUAUUACGGUCCUUGACCACUUAAGUAUGGUGUAGGCAUGUAUUGGAAAAACUAGAAUGUAUUUUAGGAAUAUUUAUAUUAAUAUAUAUUUGUUAGAUAGAUGGAGUGUUUAAACGGCAACCUUGGUUUUGUUCCUGGUAGUUUGUCCGUAAUUCCUGCUGGUGAUGAAAACAUUUUACUCAUCGGCUUCAGAGCAUCGAGGCUACUGCAGACUGCUACAAUGGAGUGCAUGAUGCAUCCUGAGCAUACUCAUUACAGGUUUAUUUAACUCUUAUUCUAUUAUUCAUUCUAUAAUUCAUUGCAGAGUAUUAAUAAGGGAACAGUUAGAGAAUACAUGCCUUGAAGUACAAUGAGUGUUGCAGAUAAUUAGUAUUUGACUGGAUGUGUUCAAAAUCUGCUGAUUGUUAAUCUCUGUCUUGCCAUUCGUCUUCAGAGCUGAUGAUGGUGAGUAAAUUGAUACCACAUCAGAUGAGAAUCACGGAAACUACCACAGAAAUAAGACUUAGGUUUUCAAGAUAAAAUGAAUGUUUAAAUCAUCAUUAAGCCCUCAACUAUGUACUGUAUAGAAGUGUAUAGAGACUAACGGAGUUGCACAUGAGUCUACCUGACUGUAGAUACUGUAGCACUUUUUACUCUACUGAAGCAGGGACACUGGCUCUGCACUUAUAGGUGUGUGUGUGUGUGUGUGUGUGUGUGCGUGUGUAAAAAGGUCUUGCCAUAGUUAAAGUAUAAUUAUAUUCCCAGUGCUGUUGAUCUAAUUGAAAUCUAACACCUCAAUAAAUGCAUGUGCGUCACUAUAACUAUGCAAGCCUUACCUCCUUCACACUCAAGCACUGAAUAUACCUUUUUUCAUGUUGUGGAUAGCUGCUAUAAGUUUUAGUUGUUUUUUUGUUUUUUUUUCCUGGUAUCACUCUUUUGGAUAUCAAUACAGAAUUUCUAUUGUUGCUAAAUAAAAGCUUAAUGUUAGUUGAACUAA
Messenger RNA from Acanthopagrus latus (yellowfin seabream), 4340 nucleotides. Its product is annotated as oxysterol-binding protein-related protein 1-like. The transcript has 28 exons. Gene Ontology annotation, molecular function: protein binding; cholesterol binding. Lineage: Eukaryota; Metazoa; Chordata; Actinopteri; Spariformes; Sparidae. Bases 207 to 3173 code for a protein of 988 amino acids. The record is from RefSeq and is a predicted model, not a curated record. Gene Ontology annotation, cellular component: cytosol; membrane; intracellular membrane-bounded organelle.